Desarmillaria tabescens is the source of this 3942-nucleotide messenger RNA. RefSeq names its product rab-GTPase-TBC domain-containing protein. The record is from RefSeq and is a predicted model, not a curated record. Lineage: Eukaryota; Fungi; Basidiomycota; Agaricomycetes; Agaricales; Physalacriaceae. The transcript has 5 exons. Bases 53 to 3691 code for a protein of 1212 amino acids.
CACCACCAUGUAAUUCGAGCAAGUCAUUUUUCCUUGAUUAUACCAAGAAAUAAUGUCUUCGCAAAGCACUACUCCCGUUCACUCCCACCCUCUUUCUCCCGACGAAAUUCAUUCUUCAUCUCGCAGCCGCAUUCGUCCCCCUCGCGACGCCGAUACGCGGCCCACCAGUAAUUAUUUUGCCCUCAAAGCUCAGUUCGAGAACGAUGCUGUUACUUCACCUAGCUGGGACGGUAGUGUUAGAGGGCACAGGAAGGCAGAGCGGCGGCUGUCUACGCUUUCGACAGACGUCUUCCUCGACAAGCCGACUUCCUCGCCUUCGACACCGGCAAGUCCGAGGAUAGCCCCGCUCAUCAUUGUCGGUGCUUCCAAUGCUUCCAUGUCCACGCCGCCUGGUACGCCGAGUAGAAAGUUUCCAGACUUCCUGCUCCCGAACGAUGUUGAGGCCGGCAAUCUACAUCCGUCCGCUGCUUCACAGGUGCUAGCCACCAAAUGGCACGAGUAUUCCGACGAGGCCAUCCAGUCAGCUAUCUCUAACCUGAGCGUGUCUGAAUCUCCAGCUGGCGUGUCCAGCCAUCCUUACCAUUCCGCACUACGGGUACUCUCGUUAGCUCUGAACAACCUGUCGCGUGCAAGGUCGGAGCUAGAGGAACAACGGAGGAAGUUGGAAGAGAGAGAAGGCGAGAGAAGGCGGAGAGCAGAGAACUUGAUGAAUGAGCUACAGCCGUCAGACCAGGACGUCGCAAGACGCGUACUUCAAUCGAUAUUAUCCGAUGAGCAGCCCGACGAGGAAAACAAGGAUCACGACGACAAGGAUUACCUUCAUGUUCGGAAGCGACCAAGUUUCAUGUCCCUCACAGAAUCUCUCUCGGAAGCCAUUGCUGACGAAGUACCUCUGUCACGGAGCGUGCCAGACGACGUGUUAACAACGCCCCUCGCAUCAACCGCGGAUCUUGGACUGACUAUCGAGUCCGUUCCAGCUGCCAACGGGGAUUCUCGAAUUCUUCGUGAUACAGGCACUGACUCUGGCGGAGAGACCAUUAAAUCCAACGGUUUACCUCAUAGAUCGCGUCCAGAGCGGUCAACAUUAGGAGACUGGAUGGGCACGCUAUGGGGCAAAGGUAAACCUUCAAAUCGGACUCGAACAGUCAGUACAAGUGCUAUAGUUCGUCCCGAGUCACAGGAUGCUACGCCACGAAUCCCUGCUAUCAAUAGACCAAGGCGCAGAACGGCAAAAAGCGUCUUUGGCACGCUUGGUAUAUCCAUACUCAACCCAGGUUCAUCGACCUCCUUGAAGGAAGAUCCUCCUGUGGUGGAGAGACCAGAGCCAUCCUCUGACGUUGUAUCUAUAAGGUCGGAUCGCACGACCCACACCACAUACACCAAUGCUUCCGCCAUUUCCUCCAUGGGAUCUCCCGUGCAAACACCUUUUUCGCCUGCUUUAGCCGCGCCGUGUUUGACUACUAGUCUUGAUCUGGAGACCAGCUCGACACAUUCAGUCCAUGACCCUGCACCUGUCACUGGAAUGCAGGGAUCAUCUCUUCGCGCUAUCGCCAACGCUACUCGUGUCAUGACAUCUGAUCCCUCUAGCGUCCUCACGGAUGGUGGUCAGGACGUGGGACCUCUGGUAUCAAGGCUAGCCUUUGAACUCAUUCAAAAUGCUCGUGACCAAGGCAUUAAUUUCCGGGAACAACGGCAGAAGGACAGGAAAGACCGUAAACCUGUCGAAGCGGAUAAAGUCGGCCCUGUUGCUACGCUCAGUCAAGCACCAGGUGAUGCCGCUGUUACGCUAAGCAGAGCCCUUGGUAGCCAACCGGAAGCGUCUACCAGGGCGAAAACAAGAUCGGGGCCGUCGUUUUCAGUGCCUUCCUCGUUUGCUGCACCUCUUUUCGGGACGUUUAGGUCUUCACAGCAGCACAGGAAACCCUCAAAUGCUGUCGGUGAUAGUAGGAAGGGCGCUACACAAGAUCAGUCUACACUACGCGGUGGUAGUAACGUCGCGUCACCGAAUGGUGUAACUCGAAAGGCGCCUUCUGUUCCGUUAGAGUCGAUAAUACCUGAUACUGCCAAACCGCCCACACAAUAUCUUUCCAGAUCUUACACUCCCCUGACCUCACGCAAUUUCCAUUUCUCAAUACCCCUACCCCAUGCUGCAUCACGUCUGACAAUUUAUCACGACUCGCUAGGCCAGAAACCUUUGACCGAUCGUUAUGGUUUCAUGUACGACGUGUCGUUAUAUGAUCUCCUCCUUCUCAUUCGAGCUAAAGAGUGUGGGAAUACCGCCCCUGCUUGUUUAACAGGGGUCAAGAUAGCCGAUAGGGAGGAGGAUAAUUCUUGGCCAGAUGACGAGGAAGAAGAAGACUUAAAAUCUGCCGUUGACAUUGUUAAAGGAAACUGUGACUGCGAUGGCGAAUCGGACACGCGGAGCUUUCGUUCUCAUGAUUCGCCUCCCGCAGAAUCACUUUCAAACAGUAUUCAGUCGGGGUCAUCUUCGAAUAGCAAGAACCGCAACUCUCUUGCUGCACAUUCAACUAUGACCUCUUCGGCGACAUCCAUACUGUCUGUCAAUGCAAGCACUCCUCGGCAUGCGUGUGCCAACACUGUGCGGCGACUCCUAGAUGAACUAAUUGGCAUACAUGAUGAACGGCAAAAGGCCCGGCGGAAGGAUUGGGACGCCUUCGUCAAACAAAGACGCAAGGUAAAGUUCCAAAAGUCACAUUCCUCAAACUCAUCGAUAUCAACGGGGACGAACAAGGCAGUUGCUAUACUCGGAUUAGGCACGGAAGACACAGAGGAUGAAUUGGGGCACAGUGAUGGGCUCAUUGGAUUUGCGCAACUUGGGCUCUCAUCUAAUCGGGACGAAAGGAAAGAAUUUGAUAAAUUGUUAAGGGGUGGUAUACCGUUGGUGUAUCGACCGAAGGUGUGGAUGGAAUGUAGUGGUGCAUUGGAGAUGAAAGAGCCAGGGUUGUUCACGGAUUUACUGGCGGAAAGUGACCCCUCAAGUCAUGCGGUCAUGGAGAUUGAGAAAGAUGUCGGGAGGACGAUGCCCUUGAACGUAUUUUUUGGCGGUGACGGAGCAGGUGUUGACAAAUUACGGAGAGUCCUGUCUGCUUAUAGCCGGCGCAAUCCUGACGUUGGAUAUUGUCAAGGGAUGAAUUUGGUGACAUCCACACUUCUGUUAGUUCACGCCGACGAGGAAGAAGCUUUCUGGGUGCUCACUGCUCUAGUGGAGCGCAUACUUCCGGAGCAUUUCUUCUCACCUUCUUUGUUACCGUCGAGAGCGUGUCCUCUUGUGCUUUCCGAGUACGUGCAGGAGCACGCAUCAAAGCUCCAUGCGCACCUUGUGGAACUGGGUGUAGAUUUACCGGCUAUCUGUUUUUCAUGGUUUUUAUCGUUAUUCACUGACUGUCUACCGGUAGAGACUUUGUUUAGAGUAUGGGAUGUGUUUCUUGUCGAUGGGCUAGAUGUCCUGUUCCGCGUGGCUCUUGCUAUUCUAAAAAGUAACGAGCAAGAACUUCUGCGUUGCCAAUCUAUCCCGGCGGUCUAUGUCGCGUUGGAGAACCUGCCUACGAGGAUGUGGGAGGCAGACAAACUAUUACAACUGGAAGCGGAGCUUCGGGCAUCUGUUCUUCAUACUGAUCUUGUUAACAAACGGAAUUCACACGUCUUAGCACUGGGACAAUUGAUGUCAUGACAUUGAGUUAUUCUAACCUGCUGUUUUUGUUCGCUUUAUAGAUUAUGUAGAUAGAAGUCUUGGUCACAAAUAAUAUGUACGACUCGUAGCUUACAGAUACCAUCCUGUUAAUACUGUAAAACGCAUCGUUGGACAUCAUGAUUACGGCGUUUGCAAGGUGGCUCCUCAGUCUUGUGCUACUUGAUUGGAUGGGUGAAAAGAGGGUCAGUGCUGCUGUAAGAUGGGAAUUUAAUCAAAUAGGCAUCUGUUAG